AUGCCGACCGCCGCCCAAGACAUUCCCGUCCGCAACGGCAGCUCCAGAGACGCGCUCGCCAGAUCCGUGUCCAACUCCUUCAACGCCGCCGAAGCCUCUCUGUCGCGCAGCCCAGAGCUCAGCUUCCACAGCCCCAACCAGAGCUACUCCGGCCCACCGAAAGUGUCAGCAAAGCAGCUGCGACCCUUCCAGACACAGGAUGUCAAGGUCCUGCUGCUGGAGAAUGUCAACCUGACCGGCCAGUCGAUCCUCACAAAGCAAGGCUACCAGGUCGAGGCACUCAAGAGCUCACUGCCAGAGGACCAGCUCAUUGAGAAGAUCCAACAUGUUCACGUCCUUGGUAUCCGAUCGAAGACACAGCUCACUGCCAAUGUGCUCAAGCAUGCUAAGAACUUGAUUGUGGUUGGCUGCUUCUGCAUUGGCACGAAUCAGCUCGAUCUCAAAUUCGCCGCAGAGAAUGGUGUUGCCGUCUUCAACUCGCCCUUCAGCAACUCGCGUUCGGUGGCAGAGCAGAUGAUUGGCUGCAUCAUAUCGCUCGCACGACAGAUCGGUGAUCGCAACGUGGAAAUGCACAAGCGCGUCUGGAACAAGGUCUCUGCUGGCUGCUGGGAAGUAAGAGGAAAGACUUUGGGUAUCGUUGGAUAUGGACACGUCGGUGCACAACUUUCAGUGCUGGCAGAGUCGAUGGGCAUGAAGGUCAUCUACUACGACGUCGUCAACCUCAUGAACCUGGGCAGCGCAACGCAGGUACACUCCCUCGAUGAACUCCUCCAAGGCGCAGACUUCGUGACACUGCAUGUCCCCGAAAUCGAAGACACGAAGAACAUGAUCAGCGGCCCACAACUCGAGAAGAUGCGAAACGGCGCAUACCUUCUCAACGCCUCGCGAGGAAGCGUGGUCGACAUCCCAGCCCUCGUCAAGGCGCUCCAAGACGGCAAGCUCGCCGGCGCAGCAAUCGACGUCUUCCCCAACGAGCCAGGCAGCAACGGCGAACACUUCAACACCCAACUCAACGACUGGUCCGACGAGCUCCUCAAGCAAAAGAACGUCAUCCUCACCCCCCACAUCGGCGGCUCAACAGAAGAAGCACAAGCCGCGAUCGGCGUAGAAGUCGCAGACGCUCUCGUCAACUACGUCAACUUCGGCACCACAAUCGGUGCCGUCAAUAUGCCUGAGGUGACCCUCCGCUCCCUCACCCUGGACGAGCCCAACCACGCCCGUGUCGUCUACAUCCACAAGAACGUCCCCGGUGUGCUACGCAAAGUCAACGAGAUCCUCGGCGACCACAAUGUCGACAAGCAGAUGACGGAUAGCAGGGGAGAUGUGGCUUACUUGAUGGCUGAUAUUAGUAAUGUCAACGUCUCGGAGAUCAAGAACUUGUACCAGAGCUUGGAGGAUCUUGGUAGCAGAAUCAGGACGCGAGUCUUGUAUUAG
This is a messenger RNA of Fulvia fulva, 1434 nucleotides long. RefSeq names its product D-3-phosphoglycerate dehydrogenase 2. The record is from RefSeq and is a predicted model, not a curated record. The coding region runs from base 1 to 1434 and encodes 477 amino acids. The transcript has a single exon. Gene Ontology annotation, molecular function: oxidoreductase activity, acting on the CH-OH group of donors, NAD or NADP as acceptor; NAD binding. NCBI's taxonomy places the organism in Eukaryota, Fungi, Ascomycota, Dothideomycetes, Mycosphaerellales, Mycosphaerellaceae.